This is a messenger RNA of Physcomitrium patens, 1992 nucleotides long. NCBI's taxonomy places the organism in Eukaryota, Viridiplantae, Streptophyta, Bryopsida, Funariales, Funariaceae. The record is from RefSeq and is a predicted model, not a curated record.
GGGAGCCUCGUCAUCCUAUUAGUCAAUCGUGUAAAAUGGAGACGUAUGAAGAGUUGGAGCAGUUUCAGUGCAUCAUCUGUAUGGAGCUUGUUUACAAGCCUAUAGUGCACGCAUGUGGUCACUAUUUUUGUUUUUGGUGCGUUAACAAGGCCAUGAGGGGCGAUUUCAAAAGUUUCUGUCCUCUUUGCCGGCGACCUUACAUGCACUUCCCUCGAAUUUGCGAACAGCUUCACUUCAUCCUACUCAAAUCUGCCCAUGACAAGUAUCUUAACCGAGCUAGAGAGGUUCAGAAGGAGGAAGAUGAGAGAGGUGUUUUCUCUCCUCAACUUGAUGAUUAUGGACUCCGCAGCAGAAAUACACCUUUUGAUAUCAACAGGCUCGUAACUCCCUCGAGGAAGACGUCAGAAGUAGCAUCGUCUGCUGAUGCUGAGACCGUGGUUUCUUCUAAUCAGAGUACCGAAUUGGGAAGUGUCUGCUCUCCGAAUUCCUCUAGCAGCAACGUCACCAAACUUUGUAUUACCAAGCAGACGGAUUUGGUAUGGCCCAUACUGAUCAGCGAACCCAGUUCUUCUUCUAAAGGGAAAGCUCCUGUGGCUGAUGAAGCAGAAAUUGAUUUUGAGGUUCAAGAAAUGCCCACACAAGACGAGGAUUCGAAUGACUCACUCUCACAUCUUGUAAUUACAGCCUCGGACUUGACCUGCUCGCAUUGCUGUAACCUUCUCUAUCGACCAGUAGUCUUAAAUUGUGGGCAUUUAUUUUGUGAGCAUUGUAUAGUGGUUGGCGAUGACGAUUCGAUAAAUUGUCCUUCAUGUAAAGCAGAGCAUCCUGAAAUGUUUCCGCAAGUAUGUCUAGAGCUUCAAUAUUACAUAGACAAGAUUUUCCCACUAGAGUAUGCUCGUCGCUCUGUUCAAGUCACCGCAGAGAGACGGGAACGGCCGAAGAACAUAUCGCAGCUGUCGAUGUUCGCAGACCAUGAAGUCUCAAUGAAAGCGAGCACAAGGAAAAAACUACAUGGUCCAAUACACACCACAGUUGGUUGUGAUGGCUGCGGAAUGAGGCCGAUCAUUGGGAAACGAUUUAAGUGCGAAGACUGUCCAGACGCUGUUGGUUUUGAUUUUUGUGGCAAGUGUUAUGAAUCUGGUUGCGUUGUUGGAAGAUUCAACCAGCGGCAUACUCUUGAGCACCGUAUGAAAGAGGUGCGGCUUCCUAGCCUUGGAAGGCCGAUUUAGGAUGCUGUGGCGAACAGAGGGCAUGAGCAUCAUGGACCUCGUAAAUAUCAUUAGUGAAUUCAAUGAAUGAAUUCAGGUCGAAAUGAGACAUCCAAUUAGUGUAAAUAGUGGUACUGCGGAAGGUAUUGGUGGUGAUGACUUGGAAGGUUUCGGUCCUGAGCGAGUUGCCAGUGCUGGUGUAGAGAGUUCCUUUGACUCUACUGAAGAUAGAAUUCUUCAGGUAGACUCUGUACAAGAUGAUGGUGAUGGUGACAAUGAUAUAAUUUUACCCAAUGAAGGUGGAGACGAGUAAUACGCCGCCCAGAACGAUGAAGAGUUUGAGAGAUUAGAAUGUACAUACAACUUAGAAAUUUAACUUUGGCACGGUAUCGCACUGGAGGAUAUUUUGUUCUGGAGUGCGCCAAUCAGAAUGCGGUCUUCACUGGAUUUAGCCUAUCCUUCUGAAGCAUAGGAAACAGUCCAUGAUUUUGUUAGUAUUUCAACAUGUUUUUUAGUUAUUGUCAUCAUGUCAACAUGACGCUGUUCAUAGUUCUCAGAGCCUGAUUCUUCAACCGCAAGAGUUGAUUGCUUCAAGCAACGUGCUGCAGCAACAUGAAGUCCAGUAUUAGUGAUGCUGUGAGUAACGUCGCAGGUAGUAUUCCUUCCGCAUAUUUGUUCAAGUGGGUCCAAACCAACAAUAGUUUCAAUUUGGGCCGAGGUUUUGCAAUGAUUUGGUAGCUGGAACCAAGUGGUUUUUCCAAGGAAAUGCAGCAUCAAUCAUCCA